This is a messenger RNA of Anneissia japonica, 7629 nucleotides long. RefSeq names its product nuclear receptor subfamily 1 group D member 1-like. Gene Ontology annotation, molecular function: zinc ion binding; nuclear receptor activity; RNA polymerase II cis-regulatory region sequence-specific DNA binding. The record is from RefSeq and is a predicted model, not a curated record. The coding region runs from base 256 to 2703 and encodes 815 amino acids. NCBI's taxonomy places the organism in Eukaryota, Metazoa, Echinodermata, Crinoidea, Comatulida, Comatulidae. The transcript has 6 exons. Gene Ontology annotation, biological process: cell differentiation; negative regulation of transcription by RNA polymerase II; positive regulation of transcription by RNA polymerase II.
CAAUUAGGUCAGUUUUCUAGGUUAAUGUAUGCAUUUGGGCUAAUAUGAUAAGAGGAGCCUUUUGCGAGUGCGUAGAAGUCUAGACUCUUGUGGACUGUUGGAUGAGUUCAGAAAAGAAUGAUGGCGGCUUCUGUAGUGUAGACUUUGUUGAAUUCUGCUGCUGGUUCUGGUGCUGUUGCCACGGCAGUCAAUCGAACGGAUAAAUGAGUGGUCAUCAUAUGCAUAAGCUGUGAUACGCUUCGUCAUCGGACUCCAAUGUUUGUGGAUUCUUUAUGCGAUUUUGGAUGUUUGGGAAGGCCAGAUGAGUUGAAUGAACUGAUUAAGUGCAUGGUAUGUGGAGACACCUCCACUGGUUACCACUAUGGAAUCCAUUCAUGUGAAGGCUGCAAGGGGUUCUUCAGACGUAGCCUUACUCAACAUGAAUCUUACACGUGUUCUAAUACAGGCCAGUGCGACAUCUCUUUGUAUACACGCAACCAAUGCCAGCUCUGCCGAUGGAAGAAAUGUCUGCAAGUGGGGAUGUCCAAAGAAGCAUCACGACUCGGACGGCGGUCUAAACGCAUGAUUGAGAAAAUGCACGAAACAAUCGCCAAGCAACGCAACCUUGGAGACAACACAACAAUGAAACCAGCUGGUUUUUAUGGCAACCGGUUAUUCAGCCAGGGUAGCUACCCGAUGCCACCCAGCAGCGCAGGGCUUAUGCAGCCUCCCGGAAGUACAUUACUACCGCCGUCUAUCUCGCACAUGUCGCUUUAUAAAACCAUGCCGAUGAACAGUAUGAUGGCGCACAAAAUGGCGUUUGGCCAUAAUAUAGGCAUGAUUAUCAAACGAGAACUUGAUAUGAGUCCAAAUGAUUGUCAGUACCCGAGUGAAAAUUCCGAAAUGGAUCCUGAUUUAGUUUCUUUGAGCCAACUAGCUUCAACAGCAGUUAGUAGUUGCAGUAGAGUCUCCAGUUCAAUACCAACCCGACCACAUAUGUCGCAACUCUCUCCAGAUAUGAUGCCAAUGCCGGAGAAGCAUCCUAAUAUGGGUACAAAUUCACUGCGAAAAUCUUCAGACAUCCAUGGAUCGUCGCAUGAGGAUCUGUAUACAAUGAGUCCGGGACCAGCACCGCAGGUUCAUUCACCUGCUCCAAUAUCGUGUGGAAGUAGUCCGGGAGAGAUUCCGGUCAAUAAAAUCACCAAGAUCUUACAAUCUGGCCAACCAGUGAUCCUGAUUCCAUGCGAUACGCCAAGUCCAGGUGAUCAAGAAAAUAAAGAUAUGUCAAGUAUUCACCAUUCUUCUCAGGUGAUGAUGGUUCCAGGACAUACAUCAAAAGGCAUUAGAUUACCACGUGAUGUUCCUCACGAAGAGAGAUCUUCCCAUGGAAAGAGCCCAUCAAAUGAUGUUUUCCAGUUCCCCUCUGAUGCUCAACCAGGCAAUUAUAUUCCGAAAGGACACACAAAAGUCAGUCCCCGUAAACAAGAACCAAUGGACAUUUCACCCCUUUAUGAUGAUAACAAAGCACCAUACUUCCCACCUUACCAUACUAACAAUUUGAACCAUCAAAUGAAACCGCAGGAUUUAUCGCGUGGUCCUCCGUCCUACGAUUCCACAGGGUCCGACGGUAAGUCAGACUCCCGAUCAAUCUCAUCUAGCUCGGAGGGAAGUCCUAAAUUAGAUUUCUCUCCUUCUAUGAUCAUUUCCAAAUGUCCAUCGGGCUUAAUGGAAUUUGUUGAAAUGGGCCCCGAGAUGGCAAUGCAUAUAAAACGAAGAGAAGAGCCAACCUGUUUACCGGCAAACUUUGACCUUGAUGCCCAAAUUUCACCGGAGGAGGAGGAGAAGUAUGCAGAUAUUGUUCAAAAGGUUUACAAGGCCUACCACGACAGCUGCUUCUACACUUUCAGACGCAUCCAGUUUUUACGGAAAAGGUAUUACCCAUUUCUAGGAGAAGAUGAGAAUCUACGAGAAAGACUUAAAGAGCGUUACAACCACGACUGCAGUAAAUGCAAUCAUCCGCCAGGAUUCCCAACAUCGGAGAAGCCACCGAAGGAGCUAGAUUACUCAAAGCCAUUGGACACAAUGAAGAUGUGGACCUUUUUCUCGAGUAAAUUCACCAGUCAAAUUACACGUAUCGUCAACUUUGCCAAGAAAAUUCCUGGUUUCAAGAAUUUAAAUCGUGAAGACCAAAUCACACUGAUUAAAACCGGGUUAUUUGAAGUCGCUACCAUCAGGUUCUCGACUGUCGCGAAUGUCAGCAAUGGGAUGGUGUACUGGUGGACGACAGGUGACAUGUUCUCCUUAAAAGACACGCAUGAAAUGCCAUUAGGGAACUUGUUUGAUCUCCUGUUUGACUUCUCGGCACGUGUCAAUCAAAUGCUGCUAGAAGACAGUGAAUAUGCCUUGUUGUCUGCAGUUGUCAUUAUGUCACCAGAUCGUCCAUUUUUAAAAGAGAUUGAACCAAUCAAGAAAUUGCAGAGGAAUUUACUACGAGCUCUACAAUUUGAGUUGCAAAUCAACCACCCAGAGGACAAAACCAUGUUUAAUCAACUAGUGACAACCCUUCCAAUGCUCCGACAGAUCGGCCCCGAGCACACCCGCCGCCUCAUGGAACUGAAGGUUAAAACACCGGAGAUGCAGUUCCCGCCCCUGCAUGCUGAAGUAUUCGAUUUAAAUGAGGUUCCGAAAAAUAAGAACCACGAAAAGGAAAAACCAGAGAUUUGAGCAUAAUAAAGAGUAUUUCAUUUCUAAAUGGACGGGUGUUCACAAACAGUUGCACGAUAGAAAAGACUUGAAACAUUCAACUUGGUUCGAGAAACAAUCAAAUAUAAACAUUAUGAAUUAUCAAGUAUCUAUUUUGAGACUGAGAGAUUGCAAACAAAAAAUGAUACAGAAAUUGCAGAAUAAUUGUUCGAAGAGGAUGACAGUUAUAAGAAGCCUCUGCAGCAUAAUCACGUUUGAAAUGUUCUGAUACAAACCGUACUCAUAAUUGUCGUACUUCACAAAGUCUAGUCCAGCGCAAAAUUAAUGGCCUCUCAUAGAGUUAUUCACUUAACAUCUGAAGGUCUGGCCCCAGUGAAGGUCAUUGCAAGAACUUGUUCUAAAAACUCUUUUUUACUGUAAAAGUAACAUAUGACCUGUAGUUAAAAAAAAGCUCAUCAAUGACUAAUUGCAAGUUGAAAACAAAAAAAAAAUGCUCAUGGCUUAACAUGUUUGAAUUAAUGUAUGUUUAGUGAAGGUGUGUGGCAAGCGAUUAAUACUUGAACCUGCAUGUAUCUCCGAUGUCAUUCAUCAUCUCUUAUGGUAACUGCCAACAGAGGGUGCUCUAAUCAUUUUAAGAAUUUUUAUUGGUAAUUUGUAAAGACCGAAACUUGGAUUGGUGUACUGUGUGCCAUAAGAAUGCUUUGUGUAUUUGAAUGGUUUUGAAACAUUUCAUUGUUUAUAGGAAUUAUUUGAACAGAUAUUUAUCUCUGGGAUUCAAAUAAUUCUUAUUAUGUAUAUAAAAAAAUCUAGUGAUAACAAUGAUUGCAACAUAAGACUGGUUACUUCAGAUCUCCAUAGUAGUAAAGUAAAUAGUAACUCAAGUCUUUGACACUAGAGAGGAAACCAUACAUACUCCGUCACGGUGUCAAAAUAAUCUACUGUUAUUGAAUAGACUCAUUGGUUCAUAAAAAAAAGAUACAUAGCUAUAACUUUUAAAGAUUUGUAAGAAAAACAAAUUCAUGACCUGCUCUUAUUCAUUACACCAUGCCAAUUAAAAAAUGAAAAAAUAUUGUAAAAUAUGUAACAUAUUUCCUAGGUGGACAAUGGCCGGGUCAGUACUAUAAACAUUAUAAACUGAUAAUACUAUAGUGUAACUUAGUGCAAAUCAUAUAUACUGUAGUUUGAAUGAUGCCUAACAUUAAAACAAUUCAAAUGUGAUGUGCGACUGAAAUAUUGUGAACUGUAAAUAUUUUAAAAAUGUAACUCUUUUGUCAUUUCUCAACUUUCAUCGUCAUGAAAGUUUUAUUCAAUGUUUAACUGAAAUAACAAUAUGGAUAUUGUGUGUUUUUUCUGCUGAAAUAAGUGAUGCUAACUUUAGUUUGUUCAUUACAUGGUAGUGUAGUAUAUUUGCAUAGAAUUGUGCAUACAAAUGGCGUUAGAUGGUAGGCCUACAAAUAUUAUACCUACAACAGAUCUGAUAACAUCCUCCAAGCCCUAAAAUUACUUGUAUUCAUAUGGUUUAAAAUGUAUUCUAUUGGAUGAUUCCAAUAUAAAAGGUAUGUGAUAAUAUGAAUAUUCAAAUUACAGUCAUGUUGCUCUGCCAUCCUAUUGGUUGUUCCUGAAUUUUAAAUGAAGGGGCAUUGCUACCAUGCUUUUGAUUGGAUGCUUUCAAUACAAAUGUAGUAUGAGGUAUUUGAUUGGUCGUUUAAAUACUGUAUUAAUAUAUCAUGGAGGAAAUUAUCCAGAUAAAUUUGAAUAGAGGGGGUGUAGUAUAUUCAAGAUAUACGUGCUUGAAAUCCUUAAGUAUUUUAUAAUUUGAGAUUCAUGCAUCAUUUGAGGUCAAAAUUUUGUUAUGUAAGAUCUGUAGAAUUUGCAGCACUAUACUAAAACAUGCGUUACAUAUGAUCCAUUGUGUUUUCAACUCUAGUUUAAAACAUGCUUUAUAUCAGAUCUGUACAAUAUUACCUCUAGCUUAAAAUAUUGGUUACGUCAGAUCCAGUAAAUUUGUUAUGUGAGUUAAAUGUAACGUUUUUUAGCUCAAACACCUUGUAACACUUUAUAGUAUUUGUGUUGCAUUGGUUUAUUUUAUUUUGACGUAUUAACAUUAUUGGUAUGAAUAGUGUCUAAUUACGAGAUAGCUUCCAAGCCUCCUCGUUCCAUUUGUACUUCUCAGCUUCUAUUGCAAAGUGUAAUACAAGUUAUGAUGAUACAGUUAAUUUUUUAUGAUAAAUUCAUUACGAACAAUGAAAUCACUUUAAAAUAUACUUUUUUUAUUAUUUGUAGUAAAUGCAAUUCUGCUGAAAAGAAGCUUUUCUCUUGAUUACAAAUUUUAAAUUUCAGCAUGUAAAAAUUUAUUUUAUUGUAUAUUUUAUUCAUAUUUAAUAAUACACCUGUGGCUUCUAAUACAGAUACGCUUGUCAAAUGUAAUGUCAUGUUAUUUGUAAAUAUUCUUGACAAUUUUUAUGAAAUACCACUUGUAUGUUUCUUCCAGACUUUAAUCAUAUACUGUAUAGUGUUUAUUAUAAUCAUUUUUGUUUGUUAAAAAUACUGAUUAUUUUAUUUCUGGACAGAUACUCCCAAAUCAGUUGUGUACAAAACAGCUGAUUUUAAUGAUGUAGAUAAAAUUGUCUAAAUGUAAAUCCAAUUUCAGAAAAUGUUGCACUUGUUUUCAAAUAGUUUGCAUACAAAGUACAAAAUGUUAAUGCCUAUGAGAGGAUGAUUAUUUUUAUUAAGCUAAAACCCUGUUUAGAUUGGACUGUCUUUCGGUCAGACUAACCAUGAAUUUGUCAGUCUGUGUUUUAAAAAUGCAGUGUGAACAGUCUGCCUAAGAUUGUCAUUGGUAAAAGUACCCACGUUGCGCAGUAUGUUAACCAAUCAAAUCGUACGCUGAGUAGAAGAACUGAUUGGAGGCAUGGUGCAUAAUCAAAAAUUUCUUCACACAUUCUGUGCACCCAAAAAUUUGAAUUUGGACUCAUCUACGUUGUCAUAUUUGUAUUGAAUUUUUAGCAUGGCAAAUAAUAUUUAACCACAGCUUGGAUAAAAUCUUACUUCAUUUUUUAAAUUGAAGUGUGAACACUGGUAGAGUUACCGUAAAUCUUUGAAUAAUCGCCACAACGCAUAUAACAUUUUUGAAGGCUUCAGUGCGGCGCUUAUUAAAAAGAUUAUUAUCAUGGCGCUUUUCUUGUCUGUUUCCAUGUUAUCUAUCUCGCAUAUCCCCGUAGUUCAGUAGGCCUAUCAUAGGUUUUACGUCAUCGUAAAUAAACAUUUAUAAAGAUAUGCUUGUGUCUUCAUUGUGUUAUUUAUUCAUUUGAACACUGUACACAUUAUAUUUAAAACCCUCUUUCUCAAAGUGUUUCAUUACACACAGUAAUAAUAUGUGCAGAAUUCUUGGUUAAGCACCGUGGCGCUUACUAAAAUAAAAUAAUCUUGAAUGAGCGCUGCGGUGCUUAGCAAAAAAAAGCUAUAUUGGAUGCGGUGCUUAUUCGAGGAUUUACGGUACAUUCUGUCUUGGUCAAAAUACAUUCAGUGUGAAGGAGGUUUAAUUCUCAUUACGGUGCUUGAAAUUGGAAUUCUUUUUGGUCAACCUUUAGAUGGUCCUAGUCUUCAAAAUGACUUAAACCAGGACCCAGCACCCUUCACAGCUCUUUGUAUAUUACACAUAAAAUUUAUUAUAAAAUUGUUUAGUAAAUUAAUAAUAUAAAGGCCUGUAGUUUGCUUUGGUAAAAUGUAAAAAAUACAAAGAACUGUAGUAAAGCAAAUUAUUGUUUUCUGUCGUUUAAUUUCAGCUGCAAGUAGUAUGGAACUAAAGUUCAGUAAAUAAACUGUUAUUAAAAUGACUAUAUUUUGUUGAGCCCAAUGUAUAUCUUUGUUUCAGAAUCAUCGUUUUUAUAUUUCAUUUCUUAAUUAGAUAUCUGAAGUUUGUAAUGAUAAUGUACUUGCAUUCGUUACAUGUACUCAUCUAAAAGAGUAUGCUUAGUUAAAACAAUUACAUUUCAUAUUUUCAAUUUGAUUCUGUCAAAAAUAUAGUGUGACAGAAUUUGUAGUUUUGCUCAGCUAUCAAUGAAUUGGGCAAUUUCUGCUCCUAAUUUUUUGUAUUUACAGGAUUAGUAUAACAUAAUUUCAUUCAACGUGCUCUUUGUAGAAGGAAACACAUUUCCCGCAAGCAGUGAGUAGUUAAUUGAACUCAGAUGGCAAUGCAACAUUUAUUUGAUGCAAUUGUAAAUGGUAUUCAUGUAAUGAUAGUAAUUUAAAUUGUGGAGUAAUAUAUAUAUGCACUCCAUAUAUAAACUGUACAUUGCCUGUUUUUAAUGGUGGAAUAUAAAGUUCCAUCACACGAAUGCAUCGAUGCUACAUGUAGUGUAGCAUACAUUCUCAGAUCGUUAUACUUAACUACGUAGAUAUAUUUACGAUGUGUCACUUGUAAUACCGUUGAAGAGAUGGCAUUAUAAUAUGUAUUACUGUAAUUGUAUUUUUUUGGGGGGAGGGGUGGGGUUAUUCAUGAGUAAAUCAAAUACUGAAAUAUUUAUUCAGUAUUUUGAAUUUUGAGAGGAUAAGUGAAAUAAAUUAUACAGUUGUACAGAUCAUUAGAAUACUAAGAGGUUUAGCUAUGUAUGUUACGCAACAUGAACGAAAAAUUUCGUUGAAUUUUGAGCCUUGCCUAUUGAUGUUAUGAGCGUUUGUAAUGCUGGAAUAACCCCUUUAAGAGCUGGGGGUCAGCCAGCUGAACUGUAAUCCCUAUGAGAAAUAGUUGACUUAUAUACGCAUCUUAUAUAUGUUUGAAUGUUUAGCGUGUAGCCAAGGUGCGUCUGCUGUCGUCUAGUGUUGUUCAAUGCUCUGUCACCCCCCUCUAUCCAUUUCCAUUGCUGUCUUGUCCGACUCCUUGGCUACACAUUGUGAAGUCAAGUUUACCAUAUGUAAAACUUGUUUAAUAAAUCUAUUUUGAAGUCA